Molecule: messenger RNA, 2551 nt
Organism: Medicago truncatula (barrel medic)
Lineage: Eukaryota; Viridiplantae; Streptophyta; Magnoliopsida; Fabales; Fabaceae
Product: myb-like protein V
Exons: 6
Coding region: 474-2174 (566 amino acids)
Biological process (GO): chromatin remodeling
Cellular component (GO): Ino80 complex
Source: RefSeq, a predicted model, not a curated record
AUUAAAAUCCUCGUGUCAGCUUUUACUAUAGAAAAACAAAGUUGGUGUCAAACUGAACUCAACUGGUCGGAAAACAGAGACGGUGUUCGCCGUCAACCGCCACAAACAGCCAAAAAAUUCUUCAGGUUUUUCCUUCAUAUUUUUCUUCAAAUUUUCUCAAAUACAAUUCUCAAACGCGAUUCCACAUAAUUGCGUUGCACCAUAUAUCCAAUCAUCACAGAGAUUCCUCAAUUACGUUCUUAAAGCGGCGCGAUUAACAAUAUAGGUUGAAAUAUCACUCUUUGUGAUUUUUUUUUCAUUAGUAGCAGUUGAAUUGAACAAUUAUCAAAAUUCUGUAAAAUUGUUGUGUGUGUUAUAAGUUAUUGAUUGAAAUUCAUUCAUGUAAAUAUUUGAUUGUAUGAAAUCUAUAGCAAGAAUUUGAUUUUUAUGUAAAGGGUCAAGAAUUGAUUAGUUGCAAAAAAAAUUAGUUUUUGAUGGAAGAUUUAGGAUCUACCCGGUUUGAUGGUAUCAGCAAUGCUGUGAGGAGGAAAAGGAGCCAAACUUCGCGUAGGCCGCGGCCUGAUUCGCAGCCUAUUCCUGAUCCUGAAGGUCGUGAUUUUUCGCCAUCAUCAUCAACGCCUCCUUCGGAGGAAGCUGCUGAUAAAGUUGUUUCUAGUGAUGAGAAUGAUGGUUAUGAUAAUACUGGUUCCAAGAGAAAAGAAUUUAAUCUCAACCAUUGUGUUACUCAACCAUCUUCGGCUGGUGGGCGGAGUAGUUUAAAUAAUAGACGGAGCAGUGAAGGUGUUCUUGCUCCUGCUAAUUGGAAAGGUUCUAGUAGCAAAUUUAAAGAUAGUUUUGAUUCAGAGUCGAAAAAUGCUGAUAUAUAUGGUGGAAGGAAUCCUGAGAGUACGAGUUUGGGGCAGCUUCAAGAUGGAUUGGGGAGUGAGAACAGGGUUAAGAAGGUUAAACUCAAGGUUGGUGGCGUGACACGUACGAUACAAGCUAACUCUGCAUCUAACAGUGCUUCAGGAAGCGGAUCAACUUCAAAAAGCUCUCGUUUAUCGGACAGCUCCAGACCGCGCCAAAAGCAACAGAGUAAUUCAGACGAUAAUAUUUCUCCGUCUGCUAAGAAGCGAGGCCUCAAAGGCUUUCCGUGGAAGGAUUUCAAAAGGGGUGGAUUUGGUCUCGGGAAGGAGGAGACGUCGAUGGGGAAGAUAUCCAUAAAGAACACAUCUGUUAAGCAAGGAGACAAGUCUGAACCUGUUCGUAAGAGCAAGAGAGUACCCAAGCGACGUGUACUGGAUGGAGAAUUUGACGAUGAUGCCGAUGAUGAGAUUCGGUACUUAGAAAAACUUAAAACAUCAAAAGUUUCUGCAGUUUACAGAGAUGAAGAAGAAUCAAGCAGGAAACAUCGAAAACUCUCUAGCGUCUCUAAUAUGGACAAUGCUGUCUCAUCAAGGUCAGGCAAAGAUGGCAAGAAAAGAUCUAGAUCUGAUAGAAUGCUUGAAGAUACAGAUUAUGAGGAUGAAGUGGAAUCAGGGUCUGCUGGAGAGCUAGAGGAUAAGAAAAAGAAAAAGCAGAGGAAGGAAUCUGUUGAUGUAUUGAUGGACACUAAGAGGGAAAUGACUCUUACAACGCGUCAACGGGCCCUUCAAUCAGGCAAAGAUGCCUCUGCAUCUAAUGCGAGUUUAAUCGAGUUUCCCAAUGGAUUACCUCCUGCCCCACCUAGAAAGCAAAAAGAGAAGCCUACAGAAGAGGAGCUGCUGUCAAAGAAAACCGAGGCUGCCAUUAGGCGUAAAAUGCAAGUUGAGAAGGCUGCUAGGGAAUCUGAGGCUGAAGCUAUCAGAAAAAUACUUGGUCAAGACUCUAGCAGGAAAAAGCGAGAGGAUAAAAUAAAGAAGCGCCAAGAAGAUCUGGCACAGGAGAAGGCAGCUGAAGCAGAAAAGCAUGCAUCAAAUACCAUCAGAUAUGUGAUAGGUCCUACUGGGACAGUGGUGACUUUUCCCGGGGAAAUGGGGAUCCCUGCGAUUAUAAACUCCAAGCCCAUCAGUUAUCCUCCACCUCGCGAGAACUGUGCUGGUCCAUCAUGUACAAAUCCGUAUAAAUACCGGGAUUCAAAAACCAAGGUUCCUCUUUGCAGUCUCCAAUGCUACAAGGCUGUCCAGGCGAAGGCUACUGGUAAAACUACCAGCUGAUGUUGCCAAUAGUCCUCCAUUGCUGGCUUCUAUUACUUAUAUGUCACCAUCAAUAUGUUUAUCUAUGAUACAAGCUUUAGGCUAGAGCAAUUACGCGUUGAGCGUUUGGUAGAGAGGUCAUAUUGCGGAUUAUUCAUUGCUCUGUUUUUAUUUUUUUAUAUUUUUUAUGUUGGUAUAAGAGAUGUUGUGAUAAUAGUAUCCAGUCAAGAGGAAACAGAUACAGCUUGCACAGGCCUGUCUUGUUUCGUUUCUUAUCGGCUUUUUUUAUUAGCAAUGCUGUUACUGGAUAGAAGUCAUUUUGGCAAUAGCUUGCAGUAUGAACAGUCAAAGGAUCUUGUAUACUUUUUUUUUUUUUUUAAUGCAUGACUUUUAAAAUA